Messenger RNA from Lindgomyces ingoldianus, 1182 nucleotides. RefSeq lists its product as uncharacterized. The coding region runs from base 1 to 1182 and encodes 393 amino acids. Lineage: Eukaryota; Fungi; Ascomycota; Dothideomycetes; Pleosporales; Lindgomycetaceae. The record is from RefSeq and is a predicted model, not a curated record. The transcript has a single exon.
AUGUCACCGUCUCAAGAAAACUGUAUGGCUAGUCAACAGUACCAGCAAGUCCUCGCACCCGCAGCUUCUGAUACUCUCCAAAUAGCGCUUCAGAACAAAACUAGCAGCAGCAACGUCUUCGCAUACAUCACAGGCCUCGCCCUCAGCAACAACAAUGUCCCAAUCUUCAUCCAAUCAGACGGUCACACGGUGUACUCUCCUACCUCUCCGUCUCAGCCCGGCGCUGCUCUUGCUGCGGACGUCGCAAUCUCUCUCGGCUCUCCUGGAAAUACUGUGAACGUGACCAUUCCAAAAAUCGCGGGCGGUCGAAUUUGGUUCUCCGUUGAUGCUCGCCUUACGUUUCUGGUGAAUCCUGGACCUGCAAUUGUCGAGCCGUCAGUCACCAAUCCCACUGAUUCGAACAUUAACAUUUCCUGGACAUUCUGCGAAUUCACCUACAACGACGCCCAGCUCUUCGCAAACAUCAGUUCCGUCGACUUUGUCAGCAUUCCUGUCGGUAUCUCGCUCACCAACACCAGCGGACAAACUAAAAGCGUGCCCGGUAUGCCCUUGAAUGGAUUCUCAACGGUGGUGGACCAGCUGCGUGCUCAAGCAAGCAAAGACAAGCGUCCAUGGGACCAACUAAUCUACUCGUACAACGGCCAACCUCUGCGAGCCCUUAGUCCCAACAACCUUCUCGUAGGCAAUGCAAACGCAUGGGGCGAUUACUGGAACAGCUACGUGCAGCAAGUAUGGUCGAAAUUUACGAACCAAGACCUCACGGUCAACACGCAAGCUGCCGCUGGGAAUCUGACAGGCCGCGUGACCAACGGCCAACUCUCUCUUGGUGAAGCAGGCACUUUCUCCGCGCCUAGCGCUGCAGAUAUCUUCUCCUGCUCGACUGGUCCGUUUGCGACGGGCUCAAACCAGGCGCGGAAUGCGGUCAUCCCGAGAUUGGCGGCGGCUUUCAAUCGCAGCACUUUGUUGCAAACAAAUCAGUUCCCCAAUGGGAGCACACCAGCGGAUUAUUAUAAGAAUGAUGUUACGAACCAUUAUGCGAGGAUUUUGCACCAGGUGCAGAGAGAUGGACGUGGUUAUGCAUUCCCGUAUGACGAUGUCGCUCCAGAUGGGGGCAGCGAUGUCGCGGGUACAGUGUUUGAUAGCAGCCCGAAGCUAUUUACAGUGUCUGUGGGUGGUGGGUAG